Molecule: messenger RNA, 2030 nt
Organism: Archocentrus centrarchus (flier cichlid)
Lineage: Eukaryota; Metazoa; Chordata; Actinopteri; Cichliformes; Cichlidae
Gene: lcat
Product: lecithin-cholesterol acyltransferase
Exons: 7
Coding region: 241-1542 (433 amino acids)
Biological process (GO): lipid metabolic process
Source: RefSeq, a predicted model, not a curated record
CACGUUUCAUUUGUCCCCGCAUGCCACUAAGCGGCCAAACAAACGUGCUUUUCCCAGCACUGAGCAGCCCAGGACGAGUAGGUGUACUUUUUACUUAGGAUAUGGUAAACACAAGGUUUCCUCUGGUGUGACCUCGCGUGUUUUCUGUCCGGCUGGCCCGCCUCUGCGUCCUCCUCCAGCUGCAGCGCACAAGCCGAGGCAGAGCUCCGUCCCAAGCGCCGCAGCUGCCCGAAGGGAAAGAUGGGAUCCGCAGGAUACGUGAGCUCGGUGCUGCUGCUUGUUUUUCUGCUGGGGCUUCAUCACUCCUCAGGUUUCUGGAUCGUCAACGUUGUCUUUCCUCCCCCAGCCAAACCUAAAGUACCAAACAACAGCACUCCUCCACUCAUUAUCGUACCCGGGAGCUUGGGGAACCGUCUGGAAGCCAAAAUAGACAAGCCGUCGCUGGUCCACUGGUUGUGCUACAAGAAAAGCGAGCACUGGUUCCCGCUGUGGAUCAACCUCAACAUGUUCAUGCCCAUCGGUGUGAACUGCUGGAUCGAUAACAUCAGACUCAUUUACAACAGGACAACUCGGCAGUCAACCAACUCACUGGGGGUGCAGGUGCGAGUGCCUGGAUUUGGGCAGACCUAUUCCAUUGAAUAUCUUGACUAUAACAGGCUGGCUGGUUACUUUUACACCAUGGUAGAACAGUUGGUCAGCGUGGGCUACAUCCGAAAUGAGACCAUUCGUGGAGCACCGUACGAUUGGAGAUUAGCUCCGAAUGAGAAUGCAGAGUACUUAACAAAGCUGCAAAACCUGGUCGAGGAGAUGUACAACCAGUACCAGGAGCCCGUUUACCUGCUGGGGCACAGCAUGGGAUGCCACUACGUCCUCUACUUCCUCAACCACCAACCUCAAGCCUGGAAAGACAAAUACAUCAGGGGCUUCAUUUCUCUUGGAGCACCAUGGGGAGGUGCAGUAAAAGUACUCAGAGUCCUGGCUUCAGGUGUAAAUGACGGCAUCUCAAUGAUUUCGAACCUCAAUAUUCGCGAGUUGCAGAGGAUGGUAAUGACCAAUCUCUGGAUGCUGCCAGUAGAGGAUGUCUGGCCAAGUGAUCACGUAUUCAUCUCCACGCCGACCUUUAACUACACUAAAAAGGACUACCAACAGUUUUUCAAAGACAUCGAUAGUGAGGACGGAUGGUACAUGUGGGAGGACACCAAGAACCUCACCAGUGAUCUCCACCCACCUGGCGUUGAGGUGUGGUGCAUGUAUGGCAUGGGCCUUCCAACUGCUGUAACAAACAUUUAUAACGAGGAAUUUCCCAACGGGGACCCAGUGGACUUUGUUUAUGCCGAUGGAGACGGCACAGUGGACACAAUGAGCAUGAGUCUAUGCAAACGCUGGGUGGGGAAGCAGGAGAAGCCCGUUCACGUCACAGAGUUCAGAGGCCUGUUACAUCUCGAUAUGGUGUUCCAUGAAAAGGUGCUCAACCAAAUCCAGGACAUCCUGGAUGGCAAAUCAGACACGCCCAACGAAGUUAAUGUCAAAUUUGACACUUAAUUGAGGCAUUUAAGAGUUUGGUUUGAAACCACACAGAGUGCUGUAUUCUUAUGCAGAUGACUUUUGAGCCAGUUCAAAUAUCAAGCUUAAAACAAAUAUCAAUACAGUAUCUCCUGUUAUCUCAAGUAGGUGCAACAGCUCCAAACCAAUAUGGACUUGGGGGGAGAAUCUAUCCAUGACUCCCUCUAGCAAAUAGCCGUGACCACUUUAUCUAAACUCAACGCUGCUGACUCGACAGUGUGGGUUUUUAACCCUGACCUGAUUAUUUCUGCUCUGAAGCUGCGUAUUUAGUUACCUUACAUCUGACGAUGAUUAUAGUGACAAUUUGUGGUAAUUGUGGAAAUGCAGUAAUCACAGUAAUUACAAAUGUAGUAACAGAUUUAUUUUAAUGAUGUUUUAUUUUGUUGUUGUCAUCUGUGUGGUCCUGUUACAUCAUCAUUAUUAUUUUCAAAGUUCAUGCAUAAAGAUCCAAUAAAUAUGAGCCAUUU